AUAGAUGCGACCAUUUGGGUAAAAAAUCCGAAGGAGACCGCGAACUCAAAAGAGCUCUUUUCUGGAAAUCUUUAUUUUCGGAUAUGGCGUCGAAGCGGAUCUUAAAGGAAUUGAAGGAUUUGCAGAAGGAUCCUCCUACUUCAUGCAGUGCAGGGCCUGUGGCCGAAGACAUGUUUCUUUGGCAGGCGACGAUCAUGGGUCCUACGGAUAGCCCUUACGCAGGAGGCGUUUUCCUAGUUACGAUCCAUUUUCCUCCGGAUUACCCUUUUAAACCUCCUAAGGUGGCCUUCAGGACAAAGGUGUUCCAUCCGAACAUUAACAGCAAUGGAAGCAUCUGUCUUGACAUCUUGAAGGAGCAGUGGAGUCCUGCUCUUACGAUUUCCAAGGUGCUGCUAUCGAUCUGUUCUUUGUUAACGGAUCCGAACCCCGAUGACCCGUUGGUGCCCGAGAUAGCUCACAUGUACAAGACAGACCGGAGCAAGUACGAGUCCACGGCUCGGAGCUGGACCCAGAAGUAUGCAAUGGGGUGACAAAGCUUUAGAAGGGGAAACCCCCUUAUCUAACUCAGAUUUCAUAUCUAUAUGUAUGAAAAAGGGACCGUAAGAAAUGGUCUCAGAAAGGUGUAGAUGAUCUUUAACUAGAAACUGAAAUGUGAAUGUAUCUUCUGUGAUUGAUUUGUAUUGUAUGGGCGACCAAACUGCCCCAAGAAAAUUUCGGUUUUAUGGGCCGA
Molecule: messenger RNA, 730 nt
Organism: Tarenaya hassleriana
Lineage: Eukaryota; Viridiplantae; Streptophyta; Magnoliopsida; Brassicales; Cleomaceae
Product: ubiquitin-conjugating enzyme E2-17 kDa-like
Exons: 5
Coding region: 84-530 (148 amino acids)
Biological process (GO): protein polyubiquitination
Cellular component (GO): nucleus
Molecular function (GO): ubiquitin conjugating enzyme activity
Source: RefSeq, a predicted model, not a curated record